This is a messenger RNA of Menidia menidia (Atlantic silverside), 228 nucleotides long. Lineage: Eukaryota; Metazoa; Chordata; Actinopteri; Atheriniformes; Atherinopsidae. The record is from the annotation of a GenBank genome assembly.
GAGAGCCUGGAGUACAUCUUCCUCAUCAUCUUCUCCAUCGAGUGUUUCCUGAAGAUAGUUGCGUAUGGAUUUCUCUUCCAUGCGGACGCGUACUUACGGAACUGCUGGAAUAUUCUGGACUUUGUUUGCGUGUCUGUUGGUCUCCUCGUCCAUGAUGUAGGAGGCCAGUGGCGGGCCGCUGUUCUCCGCCAUUGUAACUCCAACAGAGUAUCAAUCCCAAGGCUAUAG